Messenger RNA from Xylaria bambusicola, 2360 nucleotides. Its product is annotated as major facilitator superfamily domain-containing protein. NCBI's taxonomy places the organism in Eukaryota, Fungi, Ascomycota, Sordariomycetes, Xylariales, Xylariaceae. The record is from RefSeq and is a predicted model, not a curated record. The transcript is spliced from 4 exons. Gene Ontology annotation, molecular function: transmembrane transporter activity. The coding region runs from base 279 to 1979 and encodes 566 amino acids. Gene Ontology annotation, biological process: transmembrane transport.
ACUCCCACCAACCCAACCUUGUAAUCAUGACCGUUUCUCACAGCUCUCAACUUUUGAUUUUGCACCCUGCAGUUGAAAUCAGCUCUCCAACGAUUAGCAGCCAUAAUACGAUCGUAUGAUAUGAUCGUAUGCCCUUGCCAUUACAACCAUCUCCAUAAGUGUCAUCGCAGGCAGUAUCGUAUCAGACAUUCAUUUUGACAACCUGACCUUGGGACCAGGUCGCACAUCCGCUUCCAAUACAACCCUCGUUUUCUCAGGUUAGGGAUCUUGUAGUGACCAUGAUUGCCACCCAAAUCUCCGAUAUCUCCGAACCUCCCGUGCCACACAGCUCUGUUUCGGCAGAUCUGUCGGCCAACCAGGCUGGUGAAUCUUUGGCGGUGCCGCUCAAUGAGACCGGAACCCCCAGCACUCGGACCAAGCUGCGAUUAUACGGUAUCCUAGCUUCGCUCUAUCUUGCCCUAUUCUUAGCUGCGCUUGAUACAACCGUUGUCGCGCAGUCGAUUCCAACGAUAUGCAAUGAGCUGCACUCAGCGGCGGGCUAUGUAUGGAUUGGCGGAGCCUAUCUACUCGCAAACGCCGCCACAGGCCCAAUCUGGUCCAAAUUCAGUGACAUUUGGGGCCGCAAGCCGAUCUUCUUGGCAGCUAUCGCCUUGUUUAUAGGUGCAAGCAUCCUCGCAGCACUGAGCAAAGCUAUCUUUGAGCUGCUCAUAGCUCGAACGGUGCAGGGAGUAGCUGCUGGCGGCAUGAUUAUACUAUCGGUUACAAUCAUCUCCGACAUCUUCAGCGUGCGUGAGCGAUCAUUUUACCUGGGUCUCACAGGCUUCGUGUGGGCUAUAGCUGGAUCCGCAGGACCACUAAUCGGCGGUGCCUUCACAGAAUUCGUGAGCUGGCGCUGGUGCUUCUGGAUCAACCUCCCUAUAUGUGGUAUCACCUUUGGCCUUGCGCUUCUAUUAUUAGACGUUAAUAAUCCGCGCACAAAUCUCGUCGAAGGCCUCAAGGCUGUCGAUUGGCUUGGGACUGUCCUCAUUCUGGCUGUCACGAUCCUGACCCUGGUUGGUUUGAACUUCGGCGGGUCAGCAUUUCCCUGGAACAGCUCAACAGUCAUUACCUUGAUCGUGGUCGGGGGAGCAACGACCGGCCUUUUCCUCUUCGUCGAGCAUCGCUUAGCCAAGUACCCUCUCAUACCGCUAGGUGUGUUUAAAAGCAUAAGCAAUAACGCUACUUUCAUCAUAGUCUUUUCGCAUGGAGCUGUUCUUGUCGGCACAGAUUAUUACAUGCCCUUGUACCUUCAGAGCGUCCAGCAAGCAUCACCCAUUCGGAGUGGCGUAUUGAUGCUACCUUUGAUUAUAGUAACAGCUGUCGUCGAAAUCCUGUCGGGCUGGGCCAUUGAACGUACAGGACGCUAUAUCGAAUUCCUCUGGGCCGGAUCGAUAUUUAUGACAUUGGGCGCCGGGCUAUUCAUACUCCUAGGAGCUGACACAACCACAGCGAUGGUAGUGGGAUUAGAAAUCAUCAGUGCCCUCGGCCGCGCGAUGCUUUUCCAAGCGCCAGUGGCGGCUAUCCAAAGCGGCGUCAGCCAGGAAGAUACUGCAGCAGCCACGGCCACUUUGUUGUUUCUUCGGAGUAUUGGCAUGUCACUGUCUAUUGUAAUUGGUGGUGUGGUAUUUCAGAACAGCAUGAACGCUCGCCACUCGACCCUUGUAAUGGCCGGCCUUGACGAGUCCGUCCUGGAGGCUUUGUCGGGUAGUAAUGCAGCGGCAAAUGUAUACAUCACACGGACGAUACAGGACACUUCGCAGCGACGAGUGAUCAUAGAGGCCUUCGCCUGGAGUGUGAAAAAUAUGUUCAUCCUGUAUACAGCCUUCUCGGCCACUACCGUGGUGGCCAGUGUCUUCGUCAAGCAUAAUAACUUGGCUACGGAACACAAAGAGACGAAGACUGGGUUGGGGCAUUUGAAGAUGUCAGAACGCUCUGAAUAGUCAUUUGAGUGAGAGCUAGGGCAAAAUGUAGAAACGCACCAAAGAGUCACCACGACACGAGCUGGGCAUCUGGUAUAUUUAAUAGAAGUGUUUUUUACUUUUGCGCAAGCUAGCUUCUUUUCAUCCUCUUUUACUCUUUCUCUUGAGUGGUCCACACUAACUACCAGGGGCAGAAAUAUUGUACUUUUACGUACUGCCUACAUCUGCGUCUUCUAUCAGGGCCUGGAGGACGGACAACACUACAACACUAGGUUGUGUGUUGAGAGCACCAUGCAAAGGGAUUCAAAAACAUCCAGAUUGACGAGUUUUUUUUUGACACGGAAUAAAUGACGCGGUUAAUCCCGUGCAAGAUUAACGACCUUGAUAUGGGAUAUUACCCAU